AUGUCUUUUCCCCAGCUGGGCUACCAGUACAUCAGGCCGCUUUACCCGGCGGAGCGCCCGGGGAGCGGCGGCUCCCGCGGCGGCGCCGAGCUGGCCCCGUCCGGGACCCUCUCCAACGUGCUCUCCUCCAUGUACGGCGCGCCCUACGCCGCCGCCGCCGCCGCCCAGGGCUACGGAGCCUUCCUGCCCUACGCCGCAGAGCUGCCCAUCUUCCCCCAGCUGGGCGCCCAGUACGAGCUGAAGGAGAGCCCGGGGGUGCAGCACGCCGCCUUCCCCCCCCACCACCCUGCCUUCUACCCCUACGGGCAGUACCAGUUCGGGGACCCGUCGCGGCCCAAGAACGCCACUCGGGAAAGCACCAGCACCCUCAAGGCCUGGCUUAACGAGCACCGGAAAAACCCCUACCCCACCAAGGGCGAGAAGAUCAUGCUGGCCAUCAUCACCAAAAUGACCCUCACCCAGGUCUCCACCUGGUUCGCCAACGCGCGGCGGCGGCUCAAGAAGGAGAACAAAAUGACCUGGGCCCCCCGCAGCAGGACGGACGAGGAGGGCAACUCCUAUGGGAGCGACCACGAGGGGGAAGAGGACAAGAGGGAGGACGAGGAGGAGAUCGACCUCGAGAACAUCGACACAGAGAACAUCGAAAGCAACAAGGACGAACUCGAGGACGAUCUGCAGGAUGCCGACCUCCUGCACUCUGACUCCAAGACGGACUCGGAGGGAUCCGAAGGCUUUGAGGACCUGCCCGGCUCCGAGGAGCGCUACGACAAGGCCUCCGAGGGGGACCCGCACCACCUCCGCCACCACCACCUGCACCACCACCACCAUCACCAUCACCACCACAAGUGCGAGCUGCCCGCCGCGGCCGCACCCCUCGGCCCGGAGCCCCUCAAGCCGCCGCUCCCGCCGCCGCCUCCCCACCUCUCGCCCCCCUCCUCCGCUUCUUCCUCCGCCGCCUCCUCCCCGACGGACGGCGCUUUGGCGGGCGCCUUGCCGAAACCCAAGAUCUGGUCGCUGGCCGAGACGGCCACCAGCCCGGACAACCCCCGCAAGUCUCCCGGCGGUGGCUCUCCGCCGGCGGCCGCCCCCCAGCCGCUGCCGCUGCCCACCCCGCCGCCCCACAGACUCGUCUCCUCCUGCCCCCUGGGCAAGUUCCCCAACUGGACCAACCGCGCAUUCCCGGCCCACCACCACCACCACCCCCCGCACCCGCUGGCCUUACUGAACACUCCCCACCUGCUGGGGCUGGGGGCCGCCUCCGCCGCCCCUCCCGCCGCCGCCUUCCCGCGGCCCGCGGACCAGGCGCAGAGCGCGGAGCCCGUCGGAGCAGAUCGAUCUAGUGCCUUGGAAGUAGAGAAAAAGUUACUAAAGACAGCUUUCCAGCCAGUGCAGAGGCGGCCCCAGAACCAACUUGACGCCGCUAUGGUUCUAUCGGCGCUCUCAUCAUCAUAGUUAAUUUUUUAUUGUUGUUGUAAUGAUUGUAAAAAAUCUCUGUAUAGUUCCAACUUGUAAGCAUGUCCGUAUAUUAAAACUCAAAAGGAAAAAAAGAAACCCGCUUCUGUACUAUCACCUGGGUUAGCUGAGCUGUGAGAUUUUUUUCGGAAGUCCAGUGAGAAUUAGGUGUUGCCCCUUAUUUUUUUUCUUCCCCCCCCCCCCUUUUUUUUUUUUUAAUUGUUGUUUGUUUUUUGUACAUACCGUAAAAAAAUGUACAUAUGUGUGAACCAAAUUGUACAAGAAAGUAUAUAUUUUUGGCUAAUAAAUAAACUGUUGCCACUUUGA
Hirundo rustica (Barn swallow) is the source of this 1779-nucleotide messenger RNA. RefSeq names its product iroquois homeobox 3 (gene IRX3). NCBI's taxonomy places the organism in Eukaryota, Metazoa, Chordata, Aves, Passeriformes, Hirundinidae. Gene Ontology annotation, cellular component: nucleus. Gene Ontology annotation, biological process: regulation of transcription by RNA polymerase II; neuron differentiation; cell development. Gene Ontology annotation, molecular function: RNA polymerase II cis-regulatory region sequence-specific DNA binding; DNA-binding transcription factor activity, RNA polymerase II-specific. The record is from RefSeq and is a predicted model, not a curated record.